GAGAAGCAGUCACUCGUGUCUCACAUUCAGGUAUUCCAUUGUCAUUGCUUGGUCGGCAGAGAAGGAGGAUAUAGAGGGCAUAAGUGGUGAGCAUAUAAGAGGUGUGAAGCUACACUGAAGGGAGCGCUUUUAUAAGAAGUCUUUGACGAGGGAAACUGCAGCCGCCAAUGAUGGCACACACGACACAAAUCUCCAAAGAUGAACUGGAAGAGUUAAGGGAAGCAUUUGGUAAAGUUGAUCUGGACAGCAGUGGAUACAUAUCAGAUUAUGAGCUCCAUGAUCUAUUUAAAGAAGCCAACCUUCCUCUUCCCGGAUACAAAGUGCGAGAGAUCAUUCAGAAGCUGAUGAGUGAUGGCGAUAAGAAUAAAGAUGGAAAGAUUUGCUUUGAAGAGUUUGUUUUUCUUGUACAAGAGUUGAAAAGUAGUGACAUUGCCAAAACCUUUCGGAAAGCAAUCAACCGCAAACAGGGAAUUUGUGCCAUCGGAGGGACCUCAGAACUAUCUAGUGAGGGCACCCAGCACUCCUAUUCAGAGGAGGAAAAGUAUGCCUUUGUCAACUGGAUAAAUAAGGCAUUGGAGAGCGAUCCAGACACCAAGCAUGUGCUCCCCAUGAAUCCAAAUACCAAUGACUUAUUCCGGGCUGUAGGAGAUGGCAUUGUGCUGUGUAAAAUGAUUAACCUCUCUGUACCUGACACAAUUGAUGAAAGGGCAAUAAACAAGAAGAAGCUGACUCCCUUCACUAUCCAGGAAAAUCUGAACUUGGCGCUAAACUCUGCCUCUGCUAUUGGCUGCCAUGUAGUUAACAUUGGCGCAGAAGAUCUUAAGGCUGGAAAACCUCAUCUGGUGUUGGGGCUCCUGUGGCAGAUUAUAAAGAUUGGUUUGUUUGCAGAUAUUGAACUCAGCAGGAAUGAAGUAAUGAGCAAAUCGGUUCACACUGCUAUGUCCAAUUCCGAUUCGUUCAUCUCAUUAAUUUACAAGUGGCAGAAGAACUGUCCCGAGUCUCGAGAGAAAAGCUUACUCUUGCACAUGCGCCAUUACUGUGUGAAGCUACACUGA
Bufo gargarizans (Asiatic toad) is the source of this 1055-nucleotide messenger RNA. Its product is annotated as plastin-3-like. Gene Ontology annotation, biological process: actin filament bundle assembly; actin filament network formation. Gene Ontology annotation, molecular function: calcium ion binding; actin filament binding. Lineage: Eukaryota; Metazoa; Chordata; Amphibia; Anura; Bufonidae. The coding region runs from base 168 to 1055 and encodes 295 amino acids. The transcript has 10 exons. Gene Ontology annotation, cellular component: cytoplasm; actin filament bundle; actin filament. The record is from RefSeq and is a predicted model, not a curated record.